GGUUUCGAAAAAACGAUGAAAUGAAAGCUAUGGAUGUUUUGCCAAUUUUAAAGGAAAAAGUUGCAUACCUUUCAGGUGGCAGAGAUAAACGUGGAGGUCCCAUUUUAACGUUUCCAGCCCGCAGCAAUCAUGAUAGAAUACGACAGGAGGACCUCAGGAGACUGAUUUCGUAUCUAGCCUGUAUCCCUAGUGAAGAAGUCUGCAAGCGAGGAUUCACGGUGAUCGUGGACAUGCGCGGGUCCAAGUGGGACUCCAUUAAGCCUCUUCUGAAGAUACUGCAGGAGUCCUUUCCCUGCUGCAUCCAUGUUGCCCUGAUAAUCAAGCCAGACAACUUUUGGCAGAAACAGAGGACUAAUUUUGGCAGUUCUAAAUUUGAAUUUGAGACAAAUAUGGUCUCUUUAGAAGGCCUUACCAAAGUAGUUGAUCCUUCUCAGCUCACCCCCGAGUUUGAUGGCUGCUUGGAGUACAACCAUGAAGAAUGGAUUGAAAUCAGAGUUGCUUUUGAAGACUACAUUAGCAAUGCGACCCACAUGCUGUCUCGGCUGGAGGAACUUCAGGACAUCCUAGCCAAGAAGGAAUUGCCUCAGGAUUUAGAGGGGGCUCGGAAUAUGAUCGAGGAGCAUUCGCAGCUGAAGAAGAAGGUGAUUAAAGCCCCCAUAGAAGACUUGGAUUUAGAGGGACAGAAGCUGCUGCAGAGGAUUCAGAGCAGUGACAGCUUUCCCAAAAAGAACUCCGGCUCGGGCAACGCGGACCUGCAGAGCCUCCUACCCAAGGUGUCUGCCAUGUUGGACCGGCUGCACUCAACUCGGCAGCACCUGCAUCAGAUGUGGCACGUGAGGAAGCUGAAGCUGGACCAGUGCUUUCAGCUGAGGCUGUUUGAACAGGAUGCCGAGAAGAUGUUUGACUGGAUCACACACAACAAGGGCCUGUUUCUGAACAGCUACACCGAGAUUGGGACCAGCCAUCCUCACGCAAUGGAGCUCCAGACACAGCACAACCACUUUGCCAUGAACUGUAUGAACGUGUAUGUAAACAUAAACCGCAUAAUGUCGGUGGCAAAUCGCUUGGUAGAGUCUGGCCACUACGCCUCUCAGCAGAUCAAGCAGAUUGCGAACCAGCUGGAGCAGGAGUGGAAGGCAUUUGCGGCAGCCCUGGAUGAGCGGAGCACCUUGCUGGACAUGUCCUCCAUUUUCCACCAGAAGGCUGAGAAGUACAUGAGCAACGUGGACUCGUGGUGUAAAGCCUGUGGAGAGGUGGACCUUCCCUCGGAGCUGCAUGACCUGGAGGACGCCAUUCACCACCAUCAGGGGGUAUACGAGCACAUCACUCUUGCUUAUUCUGAGGUGAGCCAGGACGGGAAGUCGCUCCUCGACAAGCUCCAGCGGCCGCUGACUCCCGGCAGCUCCGACUCCCUGACGGCCUCCGCCAACUACUCCAAGGCGGUGCACCACGUCCUCGACAUCAUCCACGAGGUGCUGCACCACCAGCGGCAGCUCGAAAACAUCUGGCAGCACCGCAAGGUCCGGCUGCACCAGCGGCUGCAGCUCUGUGUCUUCCAGCAGGACGUGCAGCAGGUGCUGGACUGGAUUGAGAAUCAUGGAGAAGCGUUUCUCAGCAAACAUACGGGUGUGGGGAAAUCACUUCAUCGGGCCAGAGCUUUGCAGAAACGCCAUGAAGAUUUUGAAGAAGUAGCCCAGAACACAUAUACCAACGCGGAUAAAUUACUGGAAGCAGCAGAACAGCUGGCGCAGACCGGGGAAUGUGACCCAGAAGAGAUUUAUCAGGCUGCCCAUCAGCUUGAAGACCGGAUACAAGAUUUUGUUCGGCGUGUCGAGCAGCGGAAGAUCCUGCUGGACAUGUCGGUCUCGUUUCACAGCCAUGUCAAGGAGCUGUGGACGUGGCUGGAGGAGCUGCAGAAGGAGCUUCUGGAUGACGUGUAUGCCGAGUCGGUGGAGGCCGUGCAGGACCUCAUCAAGCGCUUUGGCCAGCAGCAGCAGACGACCCUGCAAGUGACGGUGAACGUGAUCAAGGAAGGGGAGGACCUCAUACAGCAGCUGAGGGACUCUGCCAUUUCCAGCAACAAGACCCCCCACAACAGCUCCAUCAGCCACAUCGAGACAGUGCUGCAGCAGCUGGACGAGGCCCAGGCCCAGAUGGAGGAGCUCUUCCAGGAGCGCAAGAUCAAGCUGGAGCUCUUCCUGCAGCUGCGCGUGUUCGAGAGGGAUGCCAUCGAUAUCAUCUCAGACCUUGAGUCUUGGAAUGAUGAGCUUUCUCAGCAAAUGAACGACUUUGACACAGAAGAUCUCACAAUAGCGGAACAGCGCCUGCAGCACCACGCAGACAAAGCUCUGACCAUGAAUAACUUAACCUUCGAUGUCAUCCACCAAGGGCAGGACCUUCUGCAGUAUGUCAAUGAAGUGCAGGCCUCUGGCGUGGAGCUGCUUUGCGACAGAGACGUAGACAUGGCCACCCGGGUCCAGGACUUGCUGGAGUUCCUUCACGAGAAGCAGCAGGAGCUGGAUGUCGCGGCUGAGCAGCAUCGGAAGCACCUGGAACAGUGUGUGCAACUUCGCCACCUGCAGGCCGAGGUGAAGCAGGUGCUGGGCUGGAUCCGCAACGGAGAGUCGAUGCUGAAUGCCGGACUCAUCACAGCCAGCUCCUUGCAGGAGGCAGAGCAGCUGCAGAGGGAGCACGAGCAGUUCCAGCACGCCAUCGAGAAGACACAUCAGAGUGCGCUGCAGGUGCAGCAGAAGGCGGAGGCCAUGCUGCAGGCCAAUCACUAUGACAUGGACAUGAUCAGGGACUGUGCCGAGAAAGUGGCGUCUCACUGGCAACAGCUCAUGCUCAAGAUGGAAGACCGCCUCAAGCUGGUGAACGCGUCUGUCGCCUUCUACAAAACCUCAGAGCAGGUCUGCAGCGUCCUCGAGAGCCUGGAGCAGGAGUACAAGAGAGAAGAGGACUGGUGUGGAGGGGCCGACAAACUGGGCCCCAACUCCGAGACAGACCACGUCACCCCAAUGAUCAGCAAGCAUCUGGAGCAAAAGGAAGCGUUCCUGAAGGCUUGCACACUUGCUAGAAGGAAUGCAGAUGUCUUCCUGAAGUACCUGCACAGGAAUAGUGUGAACAUGCCGGGAAUGGUGACCCACAUCAAAGCUCCUGAACAACAAGUAAAAAAUAUCUUGAAUGAACUCUUCCAGCGGGAGAACAGGGUAUUGCAUUAUUGGACCAUGAGGAAGAGACGGCUAGACCAGUGCCAGCAGUAUGUGGUCUUUGAACGAAGUGCCAAGCAGGCUUUAGAGUGGAUCCAUGACAACGGAGAGUUCUACCUUUCCACACAUACGUCCACGGGUUCCAGCAUACAGCACACACAGGAGCUCCUGAAAGAGCACGAGGAGUUUCAGAUCACCGCGAAGCAAACCAAAGAGAGAGUGAAGCUGUUGAUACAGCUGGCUGAUGGCUUUUGUGAAAAAGGGCAUGCCCAUGCAGCAGAGAUAAAAAAAUGCGUCACUGCAGUGGAUAAGAGGUACAGGGAUUUCUCUCUGCGGAUGGAGAAGUACAGGACCUCUUUGGAGAAAGCCCUGGGGAUUUCUUCAGAUUCCAACAAAUCGAGUAAAAGUCUUCAGCUGGACAUAAUCCCCGCCAGUGUCCCUGGGUCAGAGGUGAAGCUUCGCGAUGCUGCUCAUGAGCUUAACGAAGAAAAACGGAAGUCGGCCCGCAGGAAAGAGUUCAUAAUGGCGGAGCUAAUUCAAACUGAAAAGGCUUACGUGAGGGACCUCCGGGAGUGUAUGGAUACAUACCUGUGGGAGAUGACCAGCGGGGUGGAGGAGAUCCCGGCCGGCAUCGUAAACAGAGAGCUCGUCAUCUUCGGGAACAUGCAGGAAAUCUAUGAGUUUCACAAUAACAUAUUUCUGAAAGAGCUGGAAAAAUAUGAGCAGUUGCCAGAAGACGUUGGACACUGCUUUGUUACUUGGGCAGACAAGUUUCAGAUGUAUGUCACGUAUUGCAAAAAUAAGCCGGAUUCUACUCAGCUGAUACUAGAGCAUGCAGGGUCCUACUUUGAUGAAAUACAACAGCGGCAUGGAUUAGCCAAUUCCAUCUCUUCUUACCUUAUUAAGCCGGUUCAGCGAAUAACAAAGUAUCAGCUUCUUUUAAAAGAGCUACUCACUUGCUGUGAGGAAGGAAAAGGGGAGAUAAAAGACGGCCUCGAGGUGAUGCUUAGUGUGCCAAAGCGGGCCAACGAUGCCAUGCACCUCAGCAUGCUGGAAGGGUUUGACGAAAAUAUUGAGUCUCAGGGAGAACUCAUCCUGCAGGAAUCCUUCCAAGUGUGGGACCCAAAAACCUUAAUUCGAAAGGGUCGAGAACGGCAUCUCUUCCUUUUUGAAAUGUCUUUAGUAUUUAGUAAAGAAGUGAAAGAUUCCAGUGGGAGAAGCAAGUACCUUUAUAAAAGCAAAUUGUUUACCUCAGAGCUGGGUGUCACAGAGCACGUGGAAGGAGACCCUUGCAAGUUUGCGCUGUGGGUGGGGAGGACGCCAGCCUCAGACAAUAAAAUCGUCCUUAAGGCUUCCAGCAUAGAAAACAAGCAGGACUGGAUAAAGCACAUCCGCGAAGUGAUACAGGAAAGGACAAUUCACCUGAAAGGGGCCCUGAAGGAGCCCAUUCACAUCCCCAAGACGGCACCGGCCACGAGACAGAAGGGAAGGAGGGACGGAGAGGAUCUGGAUAGCCAGGGCGAUGGGAGCAGCCAGCCUGACACCAUUUCAAUUGCCUCACGGACAUCUCAGAACACACUGGACAGCGAUAAGCUCUCUGGCGGCUGCGAGCUGACGGUGGUCAUCCACGACUUCACCGCCUGCAACAGCACGGAGCUGACCAUCCGCCGUGGCCAGACCGUGGAAGUGUUGGAGCGGCCCCACGACAAGCCUGACUGGUGUCUGGUGCGGACCACCGACCGGUCCCCCGCCGCGGAAGGCCUGGUCCCCUGCGGCUCUCUGUGCAUCGCCCACUCUAGAAGCAGCAUGGAGAUGGAGGGCAUCUUCAACCACAAAGACUCGCUGUCCGUCUCCAGUAACGAUGCCAGCCCGCCCGCCUCCGUGGCCUCUCUCCAGCCCCACAUGAUGGGGGCCCAGAGCUCCCCGGGCCCCAAACGCCCGGGCAACACGCUGCGCAAGUGGCUGACGAGCCCGGUGCGACGGCUGAGCAGCGGCAAGGCCGACGGGCACGUGAAGAAGCUAGCGCACAAGCACAAGAAGAGCCGGGAGGUCCGCAAGAGCGCCGAUGCCGGCUCGCAGAAGGACUCGGACGACAGCGCAGCCACCCCGCAGGACGAGACGGUGGAAGAGAGGGGCCGGAACGAGGGCCUGAGCAGCGGCACACUCUCGAAGUCCUCCUCGUCGGGCAUGCAGAGCUGCGGGGAGGAGGAAGGGGAGGAGGGCGCCGACGCCGUGCCCCUCCCCCCGCCCAUGGCCAUCCAACAGCACAGCCUGCUGCAGCCGGAUUCACAGGACGACAAGGCCUCUUCCCGGUUAUUAGUCCGGCCCACCAGCUCCGAAACGCCAAGUGCGGCCGAGCUCGUGAGUGCGAUUGAAGAACUCGUGAAGAGCAAGAUGGCUCUGGAGGACCGGCCCAGCUCACUCCUUGUUGACCAGGGAGACAGUAGCAGCCCCUCCUUCAACCCUUCCGACAACUCCCUUCUCUCCUCCUCUUCGCCCAUUGAUGAGAUGGAGGAAAGGAAAUCCAGCUCCUUAAAGAGACGGCACUAUGUUUUGCAAGAACUAGUGGAGACAGAGCGUGACUAUGUGCGGGACCUCGGCUGUGUGGUUGAGGGCUACAUGGCUCUCAUGAAAGAAGAUGGUGUUCCUGAUGACAUGAAAGGGAAGGACAAGAUUGUAUUUGGCAACAUCCAUCAGAUUUAUGACUGGCACAGAGACUUUUUUUUAGGAGAGUUGGAGAAGUGCCUUGAAGAUCCAGAAAAACUAGGAUCCCUUUUUGUUAAACAUGAGAGAAGGUUGCACAUGUACAUAGUUUAUUGUCAAAAUAAACCAAAGUCUGAGCACAUUGUCUCAGAAUACAUUGAUACCUUUUUUGAGGACCUAAAGCAGCGUCUUGGCCACAGGCUGCAGCUCACAGAUUUGCUCAUCAAACCAGUGCAGAGGAUCAUGAAGUACCAGCUGCUCCUGAAGGACUUCCUCAAGUAUUCCAAAAAAGCUAGCCUGGAUACAUCAGAAUUAGAGAGAGCAGUGGAAGUCAUGUGCAUCGUACCCAAGCGGUGCAACGACAUGAUGAACGUCGGGCGGCUGCAGGGAUUUGACGGUAAAAUUGUUGCCCAGGGCAAGCUGCUCCUGCAGGACACAUUCUUGGUCACGGACCAAGACUCGGGACUUCUGCCUCGCUGUAAAGAGAGGCGGGUUUUUCUCUUUGAGCAGAUCGUCAUUUUCAGUGAACCACUUGAUAAAAAAAAGGGCUUCUCCAUGCCGGGAUUCCUGUUUAAGAACAGCAUCAAGGUGAGUUGCCUUUGCCUGGAGGAAAACGUGGAAAACGAUCCCUGUAAAUUUGCUCUGACAUCGAGGACGGGUGGUGUGGUGGAGACCUUCACUCUGCACUCGUCCAGUCCAAGUGUCCGGCAAACAUGGAUCCAUGAAAUCAACCAAAUUUUAGAAAACCAGCGUAACUUUUUAAAUGUGAUUACAGAGGAGCCAGCAAAGCACCUUAGGGGACAUUGGGGGCGGGGGGGGGGGGGGGGGGGGGGGGGGGGCGCGGUAGCAGGAAAGGGGGCGGCGGCGGCGGCGGGGCCCCCAGCGGCGGAGGCGGCAACCCCAGCGGCGGCGGCCCCGGCAGCUGCAGCGGCCUCCCCAGCUCGAGCAGAAGCAGACCCUCCCGGAUCCCCCAGCCUGUCAGACACCACUCCCCCGUGCUGGUCUCCUCUGCAGCCUCGAGCCAGGCAGAGGCAGACAAGAUGUCAGAGUGAAAGCAGCAGCAGUAGCAACAUCUCCACCAUGUUGGUGACACACGAUUACACGGCAGUGAAGGAGGAUGAGGUCAACGUCUACCAAGGAGAGGUCGUUCAGAUUCUGGCCAGCAAUCAACAGAACAUGUUUCUGGUGUUCCGAGCCGCCACUGACCAGUGCCCCGCCGCCGAGGGCUGGAUUCCGGGCUUCGUCCUGGGGCACACCGGUGCAGUCAUCGUGGAGAACCCCGACGGGACCCUCAAGAAGUCAACAUCUUGGCACACAGCACUCCGUUUAAGGAAAAAAUCUGAGAAAAAAGAUAAAGACGGCAAACGGGAAGGCAAGUUAGAGAACGGUUAUCGGAAGUCUCGGGAAGGACUCAGCAACAAGGUAUCUGUGAAGCUUCUCAACCCCAACUACAUAUAUGACGUUCCCCCAGAAUUCGUCAUUCCCUUGAGUGAGGUCACGUGUGAGACAGGGGAGACCGUUGUUCUUAGAUGUCGAGUUUGUGGCCGCCCCAAGGCCUCGAUCACCUGGAAGGGCCCUGAACACAACACCUUGAACAACGACGGUCACUACAGCAUCUCCUACAGUGACUUGGGAGAGGCCACUCUGAAGAUUGUGGGUGUGACCACAGAAGAUGACGGCACCUACACGUGCAUCGCUGUGAACGACAUGGGUUCGGCCUCGUCCUCAGCCAGUCUGAGGGUGCUGGGUCCAGGGAGUGAUGGGAUCAUGGUGACCUGGAAAGACAACUUUGACUCCUUCUACAGCGAAGUGGCUGAGCUUGGCAGGGGCAGAUUCUCUGUUGUUAAGAAAUGUGAUCAAAAAGGAACCAAACGAGCAGUGGCCACUAAGUUUGUGAACAAGAAGUUGAUGAAGCGUGACCAGGUCACCCACGAGCUUGGAAUCCUGCAGAACCUCCAGCACCCGCUGCUUGUUGGCCUCCUUGAUAGCUUCGAGACCCCCACCAGCUACAUCCUGGUUUUGGAAAUGGCUGACCAGGGACGUCUCCUGGACUGUGUGGUGCGAUGGGGAAACCUCACCGAAGGGAAGAUCAGGGCGUAUCUGGGGGAGGUUCUGGAAGCCGUCCGAUACCUUCACAACUGCAGGAUAGCGCACCUGGACCUCAAGCCUGAAAACAUCCUGGUGGAUCAGAGUUCGGCCAAGCCAACGAUCAAACUGGCUGACUUUGGAGAUGCUGUCCAACUCAACACGACCUACUACAUCCACCAGUUGCUGGGGAACCCCGAGUUUGCGGCCCCCGAAGUCAUCCUUGGGAACCCCAUCUCCCUGACCUCGGAUACAUGGAGUGUCGGAGUGCUCACAUAUGUGCUUCUCAGUGGCGUGUCCCCCUUCCUCGACGACAGCGUGGAGGAGACCUGCCUGAACAUUUGCCGACUAGACUUUAGCUUCCCAGAGGACUGCUUCAAAGGAGUGAGCCAGAAGGCCAAGGAGUUCGUGUGUUUCCUCCUCCAAGAGGACCCUGCCAGGCGUCCCUCGGCUGCUCUGGCCCUCCAGGAGCAGUGGCUGCAGGCGGGCCAAGGCAGUGGCAAAGGUGCGGGCGUCCUCGACACGUCCAGACUGACUUCCUUCAUUGAGCGGCGCAAACACCAGAACGAUGUUCGACCUAUCCGUAGCGUUAAAAACUUCUUACAGAGCAGGCUUUUGCCUAGAGUCUGACCCAUCCUGAAGUUCUCUCUCAUUCUCUUUCACCUGCCAAUCAGCUGUUAAUUUGAAUUUCAAAGAGAAACACAAACCAACAUGACUGAUGAGCUGCCGUACGUUCAUCGUGUGACAUCGCGUUCCGGGUGAGCUGUGCUCGGCGGUGCCCGGGGCUCAGGAGCACGCUGUGCUGGGGUGGAGGACCUUCUUGCACACUCUUCGUGAGCGGAGACAGCAUUGCUGUACCACAGUCUUUUAUUCAGGUUUCUGCAAAAAAAAGAAAAGAAACUUUUUUAAAUACACACGAAUAGAAUUUUGCAAAUUUAACAUUUUCCAGGAUUUAUUCAAGGACACGAAAUGCCUAUGUUCAACCACUGGUGUUAACGAACAAAACAGAGAUACUGGACACCCCUGGGGAGGACUCCCCCCUCGAGGCGGCCCUCCCCACGGCCUCGUCCAGAGCUCAGGGUCCACCUGGCUCUGAGCUUUCCUAGCCGCCGGGUCUGCGUCUAGGAGUGCGUCUCACCGGGACGCCAGACCAGGCUCCUGAAACGUGCAUUCAACCUCAGACUUUUGCAUAAAACUAGAAUGAAUCGUUCUGCUCUGAUGAAAUGUAGGCCUUAUUUGUAUAUAAGACUGGUCCUGCCUUCGGUCUGUCCUUCCCUCCUGUCCCCCCCUCUCCCCCCACCCCCACCGCCCAGGGCUUCCUUUGGAGGAGGUCAGAGGGUUCUGCCCAUCAACCCAGGACGUCAGGUUGGGUCCCACCCCGAUGUCCCCUCCCCCUGCUUCCCACCCCCAAGCCGUCAAUCAGAUUGUCGAGCAGUAUACAGUCAGAUGAAAAUACUGUAAAUGCACUCAUUGGGGUUUUUUUGGUUUUAUUUCAUAUCAUGUGCAAUGUUGUGGCUUUAACAUUUUAUGCAACUAUUUAUGAAGACCUCUGUUGUACCUGUAAUAAAUACAUAGAAAAAGCACAUACUUCGUACAGUGAGCUUUAUGGUUUUGUGCGUGUGUCGGGGGCGGGGGGGGUGGGGGUGGAGCCCUGUGCCAUCAGUUCAAGGAGAUUUAACUCUGCGUGAAAUUUGUCAGUUUCAAGGACUGUAAAAAGUGAUUUCAUACUCUGAAUAUAAAACUGGAUAAUAGGGUAAUGUUUUCAAAUUUAUUAUGCUAUUAUUCAGAAUGCCAAAGUAUUAUUUUUUUUCCCAAAAUCGGUCUGGCCAUUUACUACUUUUUAGACUUUUUGACGUUCCACUUUCUGUACAAAAAUUGGCUGGAUUUUGAGCUUUUGGUAAGAAAUAAAAGCCAAUUAAGCACUAGCCGCCUUGAGGCUGGCAUCUGUGACGUCUGCGUCACUGUGGCAGAAUUAACGCUGGCGUGGGGACACCUGUCAACAAGCCGCGGGCUUUCUGGGCACGCUUGAAUUUUUCUGAAUGUCUUUUUAUCUUUGUUGUGUGAGAUCCACUACGAACGCGACCGGCCCACUUCCCCAGCCAGCCAGACACCUGGGUCUUGAGCCAUGAACCGGGCGGAGUUAAGCUUUGCAGCUUCCAAUGUAUUUUAUUUAUUCUUUUGUUGGGUUUUUGUUUGUUUCUUGUAAAAUUGUACAGAAACUUUUUAAAAGAAAUUGGAUUCAAAACUGGAUGUGUAUUCGUAACCUCACAACUUUUAUUUGUGUAUUGUUUCUUUUAUUAUUUCAGUUAAAUUUUUACAUUAUUUUGCAUGUAUAUUUCUUUGUACAGAGACCUUACAUGUUUACACAGUAUGAUGUGAUGUAAAUAUUUUAUUUUGCCAUCAGUUAUUUUAAAAAAUUAAACAUAUUUGCCUGA
Molecule: messenger RNA, 10432 nt
Organism: Herpailurus yagouaroundi (jaguarundi)
Lineage: Eukaryota; Metazoa; Chordata; Mammalia; Carnivora; Felidae
Gene: TRIO
Product: trio Rho guanine nucleotide exchange factor
Exons: 58
Coding region: 21-8627 (2868 amino acids)
Biological process (GO): protein phosphorylation; axon guidance
Cellular component (GO): extrinsic component of membrane; cytoplasm
Molecular function (GO): protein binding; guanyl-nucleotide exchange factor activity; protein kinase activity
Source: RefSeq, a predicted model, not a curated record